This is a messenger RNA of Salvia hispanica, 1639 nucleotides long. RefSeq names its product cytochrome P450 76T24-like. NCBI's taxonomy places the organism in Eukaryota, Viridiplantae, Streptophyta, Magnoliopsida, Lamiales, Lamiaceae. Gene Ontology annotation, molecular function: oxidoreductase activity, acting on paired donors, with incorporation or reduction of molecular oxygen; monooxygenase activity; iron ion binding. The record is from RefSeq and is a predicted model, not a curated record.
CUAAAGAUCAAACUCAUGGAUAUUUUAACAUCUUCGAUCAUCCUAGCAUCCAUUGCAUGGACAUGCAUACUGAUUUCCCGGGCCCGAAAAUUAUCGAAACUACCUCCGGGCCCGUACGGGCUACCGAUCAUCGGCAACAUCCUCCAUCUCGGGCCCACACCCCACCGCUCCCUCGCCAAACUAUCCCACAAAUACGGGCCCGUGAUGUCGCUAAAGCUAGGCAGCAUUACAACCGUAGUAAUCUCCUCAGCAGAAACCGCCAAACUCGUGCUUCAAAAAUACGACUCCUCCUUCUCUAACCGAACCAUCCCGUUGGCAUCGAAAGCCCUCCGCCACGACGAGUUCUCCGUGGGGUGGCUGCCCGUCGGAAGCCAGUGGCGGAAGCUGCGGAAGAUAUGCAGAGAGCAGAUGUUUUCGGCUCCGCGGCUUGACGCCAGCGAGGGUUUGAGGAGAGAGAAGCUGCAGAAGCUGCGCGACUUCGUGGCAAAUCGCUGCGAAAGCGGAAGCGCCGUGGACGUAGGAGAGGCUGCUUUCACGACGGCGCUGAAUCUGAUAUCGGCGUCGCUGUUUUCGGCAGAGUUCGCGCGGUUCGACUCGGAGUCGUCGCAGGAGAUGAAGGAGGCGGUGUGUGGAGUAAUGAAGUCCGUCGGAAGCCCCAAUUUCGCCGAUUAUUUUCCACUGCUGAAACCAGCGGAUCCGCAGGGGCUUUUGAAGGCGGCGGAGCUUAGUACAGGAAUGCUGUUUGUGAAAUUGGAUGAGAUAAUAGACGAGAAACUGAAAUCGAGAGGAGAGAAACGUGAUUUGGUGGAAGCGCUUCUUGAGAUCAACCAAAGAGAUGAAGCUCAACUUAGCCGAGACGACAUAAGACAUCUCCUUCUGGAUCUACUCGUAGCAGGAACUGACACGUCUUCAGCAACGGUAGAAUGGGCCAUGACAGAAUUAAUACGCAACCCUCAUAAAAUGACCAAGCUCAGAAACGAGAUCAAGAGUUUCAUGUCUGAAAAUGGGAAGCAGCAAGUUCAAGAAUCAGACAUCCCACUUCUGCCAUAUCUGCAAGCAGUGGUAAAAGAAACAUUCAGGCUACACCCCGCAGCCCCUUUCCUACUACCCCACAAAGCCAGUUCCGAUGUUGAAAUAAAUGGCUACAUCGUACCAGCAAAUGCUCAGAUUCUGAUCAAUGUGUGGGCGAGUGGCAGAGAUUCAAGAAUCUGGAAGCAUCCAGAUGAAUUCCUGCCGGAGAGAUUCUUGAACGAGAAUGAGGGCGUAGAUUUUAAGGGUCAAGAUUUUGAGCUGAUUCCGUUCAGCGCGGGAAGAAGAAUCUGCCCCGGAUUGCCAUUGGCGGAUCGGAUGGUACAUCAGAUGUUGGUGACAUUUGUUGAAAAUUACGAGUGGAAAUUGGAAAAUAUGAAGCCAGAAGAAAUGGACAUGAAUGAGAGUUUUGGAAUUACUCUUCGAAAGGCAAUACCUCUCAAAGCAAUUCCCACCAAACUGUGAUGAGUCGAUAAAUAUAGACUAUGUACAAGAGGAGUCGAACUCAGCACAUCAUACAAUAAUGUCUAAACUCAUUGCCGCUAGGACAAAGGUUGUGGACUGUUUUCCCUUUAUGAUCUAUAUUACUUUUGGUGUUUGUUUAUAAUUA